Messenger RNA from Brenthis ino (lesser marbled fritillary), 1017 nucleotides. The record is from the annotation of a GenBank genome assembly. NCBI's taxonomy places the organism in Eukaryota, Metazoa, Arthropoda, Insecta, Lepidoptera, Nymphalidae.
AUGAUUAUACUACCGGAUCUACUGUUAGGUUACCCAGAACUAGACAUGCUAAUAAGCGCAGUGAGAUGGCAGUCUCCGCCAUCUUACGAUCCAGUAUGGUUGGCCAGCGUACAAACUCAUGCACCAGUGCCGCCAGUCAAUGAAACUCGACUAUGGGGCUGGGUUGCGAUGCAGGAUGUAGAGUUUAGAUUAUUUACAAGACGAAACCCCUACGAAUACCAAGUUCUCAAAACUAACGAUUCGUCCAAUCUGCGAGAUUCAAACUUUAACUUCAAUAACAAGGUGAAAGUUCUAGCACACGGGUGGCUCAACCAUGGCAACGGACCUAUGCCGGAAUCCAUUAAGGAAGCGUACCUCAAUGUAAGCGAUAUAAAUAUAAUUGUAGUGGAUUGGGGGAAUGCGGCAAAUGUGAACUACAUAUUGGCUAGUUAUAAUGUAGCAAUGGUUGGAAGAGUUUUAACAGAAUUCCUUAAUUUUUUGAUAAAUGAGGGAGUGUCAAUGGAUAACGUUCAUCUAAUAGGACACAGUUUGGGCGCCCACGUUGUCGGUAUAGCAGGAGCUUACGUGAAGCAAGGACCUAUCGACACGAUAACAGGUUUAGAUCCAGCUCUGCCGUUAUUUACGCUGGGUAAUAAAGAUGCGCGUCUGGACAAACACGACGCGCGGCACGUCGAAGUCAUUCACACGUGUGGGGGAUAUCUUGGGUUCGCGGCGCCACUCGGUCACAUCGACUUCUACCCGAACGGCGGGACCCGACAGCCCGGAUGCGGAAUCGAUUACAGAGGUCUCUGCGCCCAUAAUAGAGCUCACAUGUUUUUCGCUGAAUCUAUCAUAUCUCCGGUACCUUUUACGGCCGUUCGUUGUAAAGAUUACGACGAAUUAUACUACCAACGAUCUUGCAAAGGCACUGGCGAGAAGUUGAUAAUGGGCGGAUUUGACAUACAUUAUGGGAAGGAUGGGAUUUACUACCUCAAGACCAACGCAGAUAAACCUUACGCUUUAGGGGACGUCCAUCCA